Molecule: messenger RNA, 1563 nt
Organism: Colletotrichum karsti
Lineage: Eukaryota; Fungi; Ascomycota; Sordariomycetes; Glomerellales; Glomerellaceae
Exons: 1
Coding region: 1-1563 (520 amino acids)
Source: RefSeq, a predicted model, not a curated record
AUGACUGGAGGUGACGGCGCUGGAGAUGGAGCCUUUUGCUUCCUCCAGCUGCCCGUCGAGCUGCAAAUUACUAUCAUCAGCCUUCUCCACGAGCGGUAUGAAAACAUCAUAGACAACACACACAAAUUCAAACCGACUUUCAACGCCGCUGCUACCUCAGCGCUGGCAGCAUUGUGUAUCGCGUCGCGUCACACCAGAAGCCUGGCCGAACCCUUGCUCUACCGUGAAUUUUGUCACCACGAGCUGUGGAUGAACACUGGACCAAAGUACUUCGACAAGCUCGCCGGCUUUGUUUGGACCCUUCACCAGCGACCAGAGCUAGGAAAGCUUCUUCAAAGAGUUCGCAUGCGCGACUACACGGCCCCUGACUGGCCGGGGUUCUCCAAGCUCAACAACCCCGGCUACCCUCACGAUCAUGACGACUUCUUGCUAGCCCCUCAGCCAUGCGCCGACAAGCUGCAAGACCUCGCCGAUCGAGUCGAUGUCAUUGCUUAUUCUCCCGUCGAUCGAGCCUGGGUGGAACAGCGAGUUCCUAUGCGCCGGUCAGCCAUCCUUCUUCAGCUUCUUCUUGUCAAGACCCCCAACUUGGAAGAGCUGUUCAUGGAAACCUUGUCUGGUAGCUGGGAUAUCUGCUCAUGGACCUUGCUACAAGAGCACGUCAUUGCGGCACGUGUCUUAUCGCCCCAUUCGGCCUUCCCUCACUUGAAGACGUUGACGGUCCACCAUGCGCUCGAGGAUGACUUCAAUUGGGGACUGCAGCUGUCAACGACUAUCAAGCGGUUCUCGGCCCAGCUUUCGGUCAUCUUAGGCAGUCGAAACGUCGAGGAGCUUUCUCUCGACCAAUGUGUUCAUGUCGGUCCGAUUCCCAUGUUCACCCACCUGACGUCAAUCAACUUAUGGUACUGUCAUCUUGCACGAAGCGACAUCAAGCGCCUCCUUUCAUCUUGCGAUGGCCUGAGAUCCUUCAGCUACGAGGCCGCAUCGUACUCGAACCGUCACGCUACGUUGAUGUACAUCACCUCUCAUCCGCAAGGCUUCAUCGACGAAUUUGACGCGCAGAUGCAAGCGACGCCGCGAGAAAUGCAAAGCGCUCUGAUGCGCCACAAGGAUACCCUAGAAGCGGUUGAAAUUCGCCAGCUACUUCUCCCGCAACGCCAUGAGGACCGCAACGGAUCUUGCCUCUCCUGGAAGUCCUUUACCAACUUGAAGCGCCUGGUUCUGAAGGGUAACGGACUGGUUCAUCCCGCGAAUGUCCGCCGGAUCACGCCCCACCCCCUCUUUCAUCUUCUCCCUGAUGAUAUCGAAGAGUUCGACCUCGAUGGGGUUUUCAACUGCGACAUCUUUGGUUUCCGGGAGUACAUCACAGCGGGAUGCUUUCACAAGCUGCAGAAGGCCACGUUUGGGUACAUGGACGAGUUGAGGCGUACCUACCAGUACCCCCACCUUGUCAAUGUGGACUCUCUGCUCGCCACUGGGGUUGCUCAGGCACUGAUAUCUAGAGGAGUCGAGGUCGAGGUCGUCCCGCCGAACAUAUUCUGGGGCGGACCUGCUGACGAGGAAUGA